UGGAGAUUGACAUGUGACUUUUCACGAUGUCCAUGUCGCAAAUUUGAAGCCAUGGCCACUUCAGAGGACCUCCCAGGCUUUCGCAACGGGCGCACGAGACAAAUGUCAGAACAGGUGUCACGAAAAGGAAGCAAUGCAGGAAGCAAUGCCUCUGCACAAAAUGACAACGCUGCGCUGUGGGACUUGCUUACGAAGUCAGCCUUGAUCUUGGAGGGGGUGGACGAUGCAGGGCGGCUCAUGGAGUAUCGCCACAGGAACCUCCAAUGGCGGACUGGCCUGGCCAGCGGAGCCCAAGGGGAGGUGACCACUGCAGAUCAGCCGGCCAAGGGCUUUGUUCGAUGCCGCUCAUGGCCAAGCUUUGGUGACGAGCCAGAUAGGAGAAUAUGGAUGCUUAGCGCAGAGGUAGAGUCCAAUUUAAAGGCGAAUGCGCCUCGACUUUGGAAGCGUUUGCAAACACAUCUGGGCCAAGCCAUCCAGUACUUGGUGCUUAUGCUUGUGGUUGGUACCUAUGCAGCUUGUCCUUUGACAGUCUCGUGGGCAAAGAUUGUGGGCUUUGGAGAGGACGGUUUGCCGAUCAAGGGCCGCCCCUUCAAGGAAGGCUCUGUCAUCGUUGUUUCGUGGCUUCUAAUUUGCUUCGUCGGCCUCUCUUUGUCCUUCGUCAGUGGAGGGUGGAAGCAAGUAAGGCAUUGCUUUGAUCUCCAACACAUCAUCAUCUUCGCUCCUGCGGGCAUCGGUUGGGCCAUGGCCGACGUUUGUGAAGUCUUGGCCGUGGCCCGCAUCGAUCCGGCCACCUACGGCGUGCUGUCGCAGGGGCGCCUGUUGUCGAGUGCUGCGGCGGGCUGGAUUAUUUGUGGUGCCUGGCAGACUGGCCUUCAGUGGGGCAUUUUGGCAUGUUUGUCGCUGAUAUGCAUGGCAUAUUGCCUCGUUCCAGAUGAGUCGCGGCCGAACGCAGAGCGCCUGUUUGAGUGGCGCUUGCGGCAGGAUACAUGGUUGACAGUGGAUCGCUUCCAUACUCCAGACACUGAGGAUCAUCUCUUGGGUGGAGCUUUUGCUUUGGCGAAGGUCACCCUGUCGGUCCUGUGCAGCGUCUAUGUGGAGACUUGUUUCAAGUCGAGUCGAGCCCACCCCAUGAGAUUGCACGUGCAAAUGACGCAGGUGUCCUUCAGCAGCAUUAUUGCGGCCACCACGGGAUACUUAUUGAUUUGUAUCUUGCAUCAUGAGGAUCCAUCACAAUUUUUUAGUGGACAAGAUGGAUCCUGGACGCAGCGAACGUUGAUUGUUGCCGCAAUGUACUGUUGGAGAGAGUGGAUUUGCAGCCUUUGUGUAAAGCACUUUGACUCCUUGGUGAAGAAUAUCUGCAACGCUGUCUCUUUAGUGGUGACCUACAUGUUUACCGUCGCAGCUCGAGAGACGGAUUUUUCCAUCCUGAAGGCCAUGCUGCUGGUUGCAAUCGUUCUGGAGGUGAUCAAUUAUUGCUUCACCCGUAGAAACCCAGCGCCGGUGCCGGUGGAGCUUCCAGUGAAUCAGUAUAAAGCUAUGCUUCCAAAGGAUGCAUAGAAGUAGCACUGCUUCAAUUUUCGCUCUUGUCGCUUGGGUGAAGGGUAUUUUCUUAACACUUAGCACGGUGAAUGCAGGCAGAUGCCCACAGAGUUCUGCGUUUC
Durusdinium trenchii is the source of this 1661-nucleotide messenger RNA. The record is from the annotation of a GenBank genome assembly. Lineage: Eukaryota; Dinophyceae; Suessiales; Symbiodiniaceae.